GUCUCGCCUCGUCUGUUUGUCGUGCUUUACAAAUUAUUUUCUGAUCACCUAUAAAACUUGUAGGUCGCUACAAAACGACGCAUAUAAGUGUGAUAUUAAUCGGCUCUUUUUUUCCGGGAAGGAAAGUUUAAUAUUGUGAAAUUUACCAUAUUUUUUUAUCCUACUCUCAAAUUGCAACGCAUCUUUUGCGUUGAAUAGGAAGCUGGUAUGAUAAUGAAGAUACCAAACAGUGGAUCCGGCAACGGAUUUUAUGGCCAUGACAAUGGCGUAAUAUCUUACCUGGACAAUGUAGAGGCAGAAGCUGACGUUCAAGCUGGAGGUGACGGAGAUUUUUCGGAGUACAUGUGGAUGGAAAAUGAGGAAGAAUUCGAUAAACAAGUUCUUCAACAACUUGAGGAGGAAGAACUCAUGGAGGAGUGCUUAGAAGCAAUGUUGGAAGAAGAAAGGCAGCACCAGAGAAAUUUAAAUUCUGCAGCAUGGUCAACUGCUACUAGCACUCUCGAAAACAACGGCGCUGAAUUAUGUCAACAACUCGGCAGUCUUAGAGUUCAUGACGACCUUGCGAAACGAAGCACGUUAAAUCCUGACGCAGCAGAGUUCGUGCCGUCGUUUAAAACAACCGUAACAACGAGUUCGACACCUGAAGUGAAUGCCAAGUCGUCGUAGAGGAGGCCCUCUAAUGUCUGAUUGCAGCAAAAAAAGAAUUAUGGGCUACCGAAAUGCCCGGAAUCCCCAGCAAAAAUGCACAGUUAAACGUUUACUUUAACUGAAUCUUAUAUUAUCAAGUCAACAUUGUUUGUGUGCGUACAAAAUAGAAAAGGAUAAAGGAAAGUGCAUAUAUAUUUAUAAUUUAUAACGAUUAACAUCCAAUGGCAUUAAUUUAACUGGUUUUUUUAUUUACCAAAAAACCACGCAUUUUUUGUCUUUGUUUUUUUGUACAAAGAUAAGCAAGUCGGUUAAAUUAUUCAUAAAGAGGUGCAAAAAAUGUUAAUAUUUUUCUCUUGCAGUAAUUUUUCCAAAUCCAAUUUUGUAACAGUGAAAAUCUGUUGCGUCGAAAAUUCCCUUCAUCGCAUAAUAUUUUAGAUUAGUUUUUUUUUAAUUAAAAAAAAACAUUUAACUUUUAAGUUGAAAUUAAUUUAAAUCAAUUCAAGUUUUUACUCUUUUUCAGUUGAAAAUUUUUUGAUAAUUUUUUGAUAAUUUUUUGGGGUUUUUUGCGAAAAAUUGUUGAAACGUGGAUUGAAACGUGGAUUCUGGAUUCUGGUUUGCCUAUAGAUUUAAAUAGACUUAAAAAGAUCUCAAACGAAAGUCUAACUCAGGCUGUGAGGGACUCUCUCAGUGGCUCCUUGGGUCACUUCAUCGCUUACUUACUUUGUAGAAUAGUUUCUAUAAAAAGAAAGAAAAGAAUCAAGAAACAAAUCUUAAUGAGGAAAUUUCGCAUAGUUGAUAGGUUCUUACAACAGAUUUAAUUAUUAUCGGAUCGUGAAAUAGAAUAAAUGAUGUGUGUACUUUAAAAAAAUCUUGAAUCGCAGCGAUUAACUGCUAAGUUUUUUUUACUUUUUUUCUUUUUUUGUACAAUACUCACUUUAAGGGAAAGGAAGGUGUACUUUUUUGCAUUACAUUUUCAUAAGUCUUCCGCCAUCUUUCAGUUGUCUCUUCACUUGUCGCGCGCGAGAGAAAGAGGAGGAAAAGGAAAAAAGUGUUUUGCGAUUCAAGAAAAUUCAGGAAAAUUCAAGAGAAUUCAAGAAAAUUCAAGAAAGUAGGUAAUGAUGGAAACACAAAUAGUGUCAAAUUAAGUGUAUAAAGAUCAACUUGUUUUUUCACAUUGGGUAGGAAUUUUGUUGUAAAUUAUAUUUUACGAGCGCCUACGAGCCCAUUUUCUGAUUACUUACAGGCACGAAAUGUGUUUAAAUCAUAAUCUACAGUGAGUAUGUAAAUCCAAAAGAGAAAACAUGAUUAUUGUGUGUGGAAUUUGAGAUUACAUACUCGGACACUUAAUCAUGUUCAAAAUUUCGCGAUUGUCCAAUAUUUUCCUUUUUUGCUUCGUUUUAAUUUUGGGUAGAUGAGCACGACUCAAAUCUGUAAUAUACAAAAAAAAGUUAUUUCUCCAUCCCCUUUGUAAAUAUUGAAGGAGAUGAAGAUGACUACGAAAAAAAUAUUCUACUAACAUCACAAAUAUUUCAAGCUAAAAAAAUUUAUUGUAAAACAAAUUUUUCGUGUGAAAAUUAAUGUAUGUAUCAUACUUUUUGACUAUCACAAAUUUUUUCCAUUUUACUCUAAUAAUAACAAAUUGUUAAUAUUAAACAUACUUUCGGGUAUUGGUUAUAAAUUAUUGUUAGAUUUUAGUUUUUUUCGCAAUAAUUACACACUCGCUUCUUUGUAAUACCAAAAAAACAUCACACAAACGCCCUGUCUUCAUGUCGUCCAAAAAUUGUUUCUUCAUUACUGUUUUUAAGUCUCAAAGUUUUAGAUUCACAAAUAUUUUUAUUCAAAUUCGAGAAAUUUCAAAAAAUUCUCUUUUAUUCCUAAUAAUAAUAUUGACAGCGAUAUAUUUGCGUUUUGUUAAAGAAAGAAAAGUAAAAAAAAAUACGUAUAUAUAUAAGCUUGAAAAAAAGACAAAAAGAAAUAAAAAUAUACAAAAAAAAAAAAAAAAAAAUAGAAGGAUAUCUGCCGGUUUCUUCUUCUUCCAUGGGCUUGAAAAUUUGAAAAAAAUACUUGGCUUAUAAUUAAUCAUGUCGCUCCAUGAAUUUUGCAAUGUUCCGCAAUUUACGGUUAAUAAUCAAUUACAGCAUUUGUAAUUUUUCCCUUCGACUUUUUUUCUUUAUACAUAUAGCAUUUAUCAUGUAGAAAUUAAAAAUGUAAUAAUAAUAAUACAUAUUGUAUGUGACAUAAAA
Leptopilina heterotoma is the source of this 2891-nucleotide messenger RNA. It is a transcript of the gene Paip2, whose product is annotated as polyadenylate-binding protein-interacting protein 2. The record is from RefSeq and is a predicted model, not a curated record. Gene Ontology annotation, molecular function: mRNA regulatory element binding translation repressor activity. Bases 208 to 666 code for a protein of 152 amino acids. NCBI's taxonomy places the organism in Eukaryota, Metazoa, Arthropoda, Insecta, Hymenoptera, Figitidae. The transcript has 4 exons. Gene Ontology annotation, biological process: negative regulation of translational initiation. Gene Ontology annotation, cellular component: cytoplasm.